This is a messenger RNA of Cylicocyclus nassatus, 315 nucleotides long. Lineage: Eukaryota; Metazoa; Nematoda; Chromadorea; Rhabditida; Strongylidae. The record is from the annotation of a GenBank genome assembly.
AUGAUUCUAGCAUCAAAUCUACUCCUUCUACUGGAGUUUACCGGAUCAAAUAUGCUCCACAAAUUUCUCCUCUUUACCGUCUUCUGCGCGACAGCAGGGAAUGCUAUGCACCAUCAGGGCAGUAUUCCUGGAAAUGGACAGCCUCCCAUGGUUGGACCUGGAAUGGGCCCUGGAAACGGUCACGGACCAAAUGGGCAUAUUGGAGGACCAAACUGGCCAAUGGGAGGACCAAAUGGUGGCAGAGGGCCAGAUGGACCACAUAUGAAUGGACCGGGAGGACCAGGAUUUGGGCCACAUGGUGGAGCAAGACACUGA